GGGCUGUACCAUUCAAUCUGGCAGUGUCAACAGCACUAAAAUAAGUGUUGUUUGGGAACAAGUAAACCAAAGAAACCACAACUUUCAAACACAUUUACCCAAUGUACAAACAUAUCGAUAAAUACAUUCCAUAAGUAAAUUACAACCACUCCUAAUUACAUAACUAAACAGCGACAGCUCUGUUAAGUCAUACAAAAAUUGUAAUCCUAACCGUCUUCUGUAGUAUAAUAUAAAGGUAAAAGCUUAAUGACAACAUUAUUUCAAUCAAUCAAUAUAUAGGCAGAAUGUGUAGUUCAUUCUGACAUGGUCACAAACUCCAUCUGAGAGUUUGUAUAUAACCCAGAGGAGGGUACUACUUUUCCUUCUUACUUUAGAGGGUAUGAAGAAAUUUUUAAAGAUGAGUGCUCUGACUAGCAAGACGAUAAAUCAAACCUGACUUUUGUUGAGAUAGCUGGCAUCAGCCAAGCAUGAGAAAUAUUGAAAUUACAUAUUACCAAAGAGACCAGCUUCUUGUUGAACGUCAUUCACAGAAAAUAGUUGGGACCACCAUGGAUGAAUCCAGAGAAAUGCAUCGCAAAAAUGAAACUGUUAUGCCCAGCAGUUACCCUGAUAUAUUACUCAGUAGUGAAGAUGUAAAAGGGAACAAUAAUGUAGUACCCAAGCCUACAGGAGAAGCAAAUAUUGGAAAUGGAAAGAAUGUUGCAGUUGGGGGUGAAUCUAAUGUCACAAAUAGGAAAACCGCAGAACCUGAGAAGAAAAAAUGUGAGACCGAUAAAGAGGAAGUGAAAUUCAGCAGGUAUCUCGAGUCUAAUACAAAACUGACUCAGAAACAACUCAACAAAAUAGCCGUAUACCUAGGGAAUAAAUGGAAGUCUGUUGGUCGAAAUUUAGACAUUCAAGAUGUUUUCCUGGGUAAUAUUCAAUCUGACAUCCCAGGGAAUACUGAAGAACAGUGUUUUCAAAUGUUGAAGAAAUGGUGGGAAAUAUCUGAGACAGGGAUGUGUACAAUAGGCAAUUUAACUAAGGCUCUCAUUGAUGCUGAGUGUCAUGGUGCGAUUCCAUAUUUACCAUUAGAUGAGGAGUGAUUAGCAGAAAAAAAUUUAUCCACCAUGGUAUAUGUUUUGAAUAAGAAGUGCAAUAUUAUAUCAUGUAAUUUCUGACAUAUAUUGAAGUACCAAAAUAUU
This is a messenger RNA of Octopus sinensis (East Asian common octopus), 1184 nucleotides long. RefSeq lists its product as uncharacterized. Gene Ontology annotation, molecular function: protein binding. Gene Ontology annotation, biological process: signal transduction. NCBI's taxonomy places the organism in Eukaryota, Metazoa, Mollusca, Cephalopoda, Octopoda, Octopodidae. The coding region runs from base 468 to 1085 and encodes 205 amino acids. The record is from RefSeq and is a predicted model, not a curated record. The transcript is spliced from 6 exons.